GUUGUCCUCUGGAGUGUUACGGCUGCAUGGAGUGCCUUCUUAGAUCCACUUAUUAUUUGCAGCGAAUUGAAGUGUUUCUCUCUUUAGCAACUCUGUAGCUCGGCUUCGAUAUCAUUACAAGUGAAUCGCCGAGAAAUCAUAACAACCUCGGUCUCUUUUUCCUUAACUUGAAAGGAAAGGAACGGACUCGAUAACAACACUUUCUUCUUUUUUUUUUUUCUGCCGACGGUGCCGAAAUCAGACAUGAAAGAAGGGGCCGUUUCCACUCAAAGGAUUCCGACACAAUGCACGCGUUCUUCCCGGCAAAAUUGAGUGGAAUAGCUGGAGUGAAGAGGGGAAACUAAAGGAACAAACGAAAAGGCAUUUUGGGAGCAAGCGGGGGAAACGAGGGUGGGAGAGGGUGAUGGGGAGACCCAUCCACUCCUAAAACCCGAAUCGAAACGCCAGAAAAUCAGAUUAACCCGCGCCAUCCCUCUCCCCUAUUUUUACCAUCUCGCCACGAGAAAAAAAAAAGGUGAGAGACAGAGAGAGAGAGACAGACAGACAAAAAGAAAUAAGUAUCUCCACGUCGUCGCAGUUCCAACCGAAGGCAGCGCGUAGAAAUGGUGAGAGAGGAGGGGCGAGAUUUGCUUUUUGCCAGUUCGUUGGUGCGCGCCCUCCUCUCCAGGUUUGCCUGCAAGUGCGUCCUCUCCCUCACCGGAGGUUAUAGACGCGCGCGCACGAAAAGACGCCGCUCCAUGCCGCCAGAUCGGAGAAGGCGGAGCCAGCGCGGAGCUGGCACCGCCUCCGAUGCUAAGCCCCCCAUUGGCCCGGGAGAAGAGGAGAGCGCGGCGGCUCGGCUCCCGAAGUGCUGCGUCGAGCCGCAUCCCCAUUAGGGAACCCGGAGAGCGCUUUUCCCUUCCGCGGUGGCGCCGUAGUACGGGGGGUGGGGGGUGCAGAAGACGUGAUAAUAAAGAUAACAACGGGGCCAACGCCGAGCGCGCUCUCCCGACUCCUUCCCUCAGCUGUCGUGCGUCUUUCUUUUUUUUCGUCGGCCAAAACGUGUUGAAAACAGAACGGCGGCGCACGAGUUGAAUUCGCUUCAGCGACGGCGGAUGCUUCGUCAUGCGGGCGCCCGAUCAGCGGAGCGACGUGCGGCAGUCAUCGACGUGAGAACGUCUCCCUUCCUCGUGGCGGGCGAUGCGUUUCCCGGAGUCGUCGGCGGCGGCGACGACUACGAACGCUGAGAGGACGGAUACGAUGAUGAGCGCGUUCUACCGCAAGGCCGUAGCCGUCGGCGAGGAGGACGGCGAGGCGGCGAGCGGCUACCGACAGAAGAUGUCGCCGCGUCGUUCGUUCAUGAUCGCGGACAUUCUGACGGCGCCGCCGGGCACUCCACUGGCCGACUCCCCGCUCUGCCUGGGCCCGUCUCCCAUGCACGUGCGGGCAUCGGCGAUGGCAGCUGCCUCGCAGGGCGGCGCGGCGACCGGACCGGCGUGCCUGCAGACGCCGCCGCUGGGCCCCAUGUACUCUCAAGGGUCGGCUGUGGCCGCGUUCCUGCCGGCCGCCCACUUCAUCGGCAAGUCCAUCGAGCAAGGAUCCUUCCUUCUGUCGCCAGGGCUGGCGUUCCCGGGCCUGUUCGGGGGUCCGGGCAGCUGCGAGCCCGGUUCACGGCCCUGCCGGCGUCGCAAGGCGCGCACCGUGUUCAGCGACCAACAGCUGCACGGACUCGAAAAGCGCUUCGAGGCGCAGCGGUACCUGUCCACUCCGGAGCGCCUCGAGCUGGCCACCGCGCUCAGCCUGUCCGAAACACAGGUUAAAACGUGGUUCCAGAACCGGCGCAUGAAGCACAAGAAGCAGAUGCGCAAGGUGGGCGAGGACUCCUCGUCAACCACGGCGGCGGCCAGGCACACGCUGACGGACGACUCGAACCCGGGGUCCUGCGGGUCGGACCUGGACGGCGAACUAGACGUCGUCGGAGACGGCAGCGCCGCCCCGCGGUAGGGCGACGACUCCUGCAGAGAGGACGGCUGUACUCGGCUGGCGGCCUUCUGAUGUGUACAUACUAUAAGCGUAUAUGCACUGGCCACGGCGACGUGACAACAACACCAAGCACGGAUUCAAGUUGAAAGUGGCGCCUUGUGUACAGAGCUUCCGAAGGAUUCACGUUCAGUGGCCUCGCCAUGUUUGACGAGUAACGCAGUUUCGAGAAGGGGUCGAUGGACGCCACUAUAGGUGGCUCGCGAGGGACGUAUUCUUGAAUGAUCGCUUUCCGGAGCAAAGGAACAUUACCGAUGAAUAGCGAGCUAAGUUGCAUUAGUGAUUUACGCAACUGAAAUAGCGAAAUUCUCUUAGAAAAGUAGAUAUACAAAUUAUAUUGUCACUAGGUUGACUUUCUGUUUAAAUGCGGUUGGAUAUCACGCGUAACAUUUUCAAGGAAAACGAACACUUUUGCCCUGAGAGUAGGCCUGGUAAGCCAACAAAGAUGAAGCUUGACGGGUGACGACGCCAACUGAAGUUUCCACACCAUUAGUGACGUCAUGAGUUUUGACAGCGUCUUCUCGGAUGCAGGCAAUUGUUUAUGGGUAAAGAAUUGCAUUGUGUUCUUUAAAUAAAAAAGAAAUACACGACCUAGCAAGUUUCGGUAAAUUUUUACUCCGCCAGAACGGCACGCAUACGGGAAAGCAUACCGGAAGUCUGUGAUGUCACGCUGACAUAGGUUUCUGGGCGAAAUUUGAAAAAAAGAAAAGGUAACUUUGACUCUUAUUUUUUUUCCAGUAAUAAACUUUCUCGUGCCAAAUUAAUGAACAUGUGGUUCUGAAAAAAUCGUUUACCAGUAUGAAAUGAUUUGGUAUUUAUCUCUAAUGUAUCGCUAACUGUUGCCUCAUUAGACGCCGAGCUCGUAGGCAGGCUAGAUUAACAAACAUCCUCCCCACUUUACCAAGCCAAUCAGCGCGCAUCAACCCAGAUAUCCCCAAAAGUGGGCGAUGAAUGAUUGUAUACUUAGGUAUUCCCAGUAUGCCACCAUGGAUGUGCCUAAAAAACAAGGAAAAAACUGAAGAAAUAAUAAAGUCAAUGUUUCGCCCAGAGUAUGCACAACAGGCUUAGCGACAGCUUACAUUGAUUCGAGAAAACAGUCAUGACGUAUUUUGUGAACAUUCCCCUUAAUUUAUCUUUGUCUCGUUUCUUACCUCGACAUUGUUUAGCGCGAAGGUCCAUGAAAGAACAGUAAACUGGCGACACACUGUCGCCUAUGAAGUAUUGUAAUUAAGAAUGCCUUAGCGCCUGGCGAUUCGUCCGAAAAUCCGCCUCCCUGUGUCCAAAUCGUAAGCAAUGCCACAGCGCUGGCUUUGAUGCGAAGGGAAAUGUCGAUGGUGUCGAAGAAACUUGAGCGUUUCUUACAAGCACAAUCAAAUGUUUUCUAAAUCGACUGUUUCUGGAAACAUCACAAGGAGCAACACGUAUAUUUAAUGGCAUUGCACAUCAAAGUACUUCAUGCAAGAAGCCAUGUGUAACGCAAACUUAGCAAGGUCAACGCUCUUUUCUACGUGUCCGAUGAGGAACCCAUUUUGAAAAGCACGAUUAACGCGAUUAUACCUAACCUCAGAAAGCUCACACACCAUCUACGAACAAAUGUCGUCAUAUAAGAUUUGUUUAAUAUUUCUGUUAACUUUUGCUGCAUUCAAUAAACUUCCUGUUGAAAUGCAAUUGAAUGCAAUGUAUAAUUUCGCAGGGGUUCCACAUCGGUGAAAAUCACAAAUCAUUGAUUAUCAUAAUUUGUGGUCAUGGACAGUGCACUAUUUGUACCAAAAGCAAUAUUUUAGUCGAGUUAGAGUUGUUUAAUAUAGUAAUUAAUUAGUCAUUGGUUUUUCGAGCUAUCUACAAGUGAAACUUCGCCCCAGCGUGCCAUAAACGAUACUGUGGUUCUACGCGUUAUGCUUACCACUCCUAAAUCAGCAUUUUGAAUCAAAAUAACUUUUAGUGGGUCUACUUCAUGCAUAUUUGGCUCGAUGAAAGAGCAUUCCGAGGCUUCCAAUUCAGCGUAUUAAAUAUGAUUAGUUGGGCUUCAUAGAGACACGAACGAAUGGCAAUUGAGAUAACAUAAACCGAGUAGCCCGAGACGACAAGCUACGGAAAUGAACGCGACGCGGUCGUAAAAUGCCAAAUAAAUGCCAAAUAAAUGCUUACCGCACGUUAAAUAAUUUGGACACGUGUCGAAGUAUUUGCACGGUUGUGUCUCAUUAUUCGCCACCGUCAUCAUGAUAAACUUCGCCUGCACCGAAAAUCAGUGCCUCUGAGCAUGCGCGUUGCGAAGUUUCACGCGGAUCCUCGGAUGCGCGCACGCAGCUCGGUCAGACGCGCAGUGUUGGUGCGGUACGGACGACGGCCAUCGACAACGCCUACACGUCAAGUGUUUAUAAUGACACAUCGGAUCAUACGAAACCUGUCGAUAGAUUAACCAUGAAGCGACACUUGUUGGCUUAACGAACGGUUUGCACGCCCCGCAAGGCUCUGUGGGCUUUUAUCAUUCAACCGGUUUGGCACGCAUGAGUGAAAAUAUAUACCUUUAACCGCAAGAAGGCAUUCAUGUACAGGCUGCAAUGUCUCUCUCAUGAUGUCGAAGGACAGUGUACAUUACAAACAAACUGUUUUGUUGUAAAUAAACAGUGCAAUUACCUUAAUUAUCUAGGGCAUGAGUUAUUGCUGGACGUUAAACGACAAAUGUGACAAAUAUAAAAUGUAAAUAAAGGUGUCAUCAUGGUAACAUUCUGUUGCCGUUGCAUAGCUCUGAAUUGUGACUCUUAAUGGUGUUUUUCUUUCACUCUCUCUCUGUCUCUUUCGCUGUGUAGGAUAAGAAGUCCGGAAAUAUUUUUUUUUUCCCAGUGGAGCUAAGUAUCAUUGUAUCUCAACGUAAAACGUAAAGGAUAGAAAGUGUCGACGCCCUCAGUCCCUUUAUUCUUACAACCACGUGCGCGUUGUUUAUCGUUAUCAUUAUGUUUGUGUGUCCGAAAGAAUGUACAGUUGAAUAAAAUGCGAGAUUAAAACGUUUACUGAUGCUUACA
Molecule: messenger RNA, 5042 nt
Organism: Dermacentor andersoni
Lineage: Eukaryota; Metazoa; Arthropoda; Arachnida; Ixodida; Ixodidae
Gene: bsh
Product: brain-specific homeobox
Biological process (GO): regulation of DNA-templated transcription
Molecular function (GO): DNA binding; DNA-binding transcription factor activity, RNA polymerase II-specific
Source: RefSeq, a predicted model, not a curated record